Molecule: messenger RNA, 1337 nt
Organism: Nicotiana tabacum (common tobacco)
Lineage: Eukaryota; Viridiplantae; Streptophyta; Magnoliopsida; Solanales; Solanaceae
Product: polygalacturonase inhibitor
Molecular function (GO): protein binding
Source: RefSeq, a predicted model, not a curated record
GCAAAUUUCUAUAAAUACUCGUACUACUAUCUUUAAACGUCCACAAUCUAAAUCAAUAUCGUUCCCCUGCUUCAUAAAUGAAGCCCUAUGUAGUUUCUAUUCUUUCUUUUUCUCUCCUCUUCCUCUCUCUAGCUCCUCCAACUCUCUCAGAAAGAUGCAACCCCAAUGACAAACAAGCUCUUCUAGAAAUCAAGAAAGGCCUAGGAAAUCCCUAUGACUUGAUCACAUGGGAUCCCAAAACCGAUUGUUGUGAUGAUUGGGCCCAAUCCACUCUUUCUUGUGAUGAUGAGACCAACCGUGUUACUUCCCUAACCCUCUUCAAAAUUGAUGACGCCGGCCACCUCUCGCCGACCGUCGGAGACCUGCCCUAUCUCCAAAGUUUGGACAUCACCAAGGUAGGAAAUCUCUCAGGUCCAAUUCCAGCCACUAUUGCCCAUCUCACGUAUCUCAUAUUCUUAAGAAUCACUAAAACAAACAUUUCAGGACCUGUCCCUGAAUUUCUUGGUAAGUUGAAAAACUUAACAUACAUCAACUUGUCAGACAACAAUCUCGAAGGAAGUAUCCCACCUUCACUUUCCCAACUGUCAAAUCUUUCGUACCUUCGUUUAGACAGGAACAAACUCACUGGAACAAUCCCAGAAUCAUUCGGCAAUUUCGCCCCGAAACUCGAGUUUCUUUACUUAGGUCAAAACAAACUCAGUGGAGUUGUACCGAGAUCUUUUGCUGGUUGGAGCUUUGAGACACUUGACUUGUCAGGAAACAAGCUUGAAGGAGAUAUUUCUUUCUUGUUUGGAAAUGAUUCGAAUACAUUUCAAUUAUAUUUGUCUCGGAAUAAGUUUGAGUUUGACUUCUCAAAGCUAAAGUUUGGGAAGAAGUUAGUGAGUUUGGUUCUGAACCACAACAAUAUUUAUGGGAGAUUUCCUGCUGGGUUCGCAAAGAGACCAUGGCAGGAGUUCAAUGUGAGUUACAACAGUCUAUGUGGGAAAAUUCCACAGGGAGGGUAUAUGAUCAGGUUUGAUCUCUAUUCAUAUAUCCACAACAAAUGCUUGUGCGACUUUCCGUUGCCCCCCUGUAAAUUAUGAUGAUCGACUCGGCCAUUUGUUAAGGUGGUCCGACAUCAUAUAUCUAUAUUGUAUUUUACCUUUUCUCUUGGAAUGUCAAUAUGUCAGCAAAUUUAAGAUAAGGUUGCCAGGGCAUCGACAUGUGCUUUAUAAGAUAAGAGUUUUGGGUUAGCAGUCCGAUAUAGUUUCAGCACCAAAGCAUCAAGCAUGUCACGAUAAAAUCAUAAUUUUUAAAGGGAUAUUUGCACAAAUAUACUGCCACCAUAAUACAUUGGA